Medicago truncatula (barrel medic) is the source of this 677-nucleotide messenger RNA. Its product is annotated as probable histone H2B.3. The record is from RefSeq and is a predicted model, not a curated record. NCBI's taxonomy places the organism in Eukaryota, Viridiplantae, Streptophyta, Magnoliopsida, Fabales, Fabaceae. Gene Ontology annotation, molecular function: DNA binding; structural constituent of chromatin; protein heterodimerization activity. Bases 83 to 499 code for a protein of 138 amino acids. The transcript has a single exon. Gene Ontology annotation, cellular component: nucleosome.
CCCCAAUUCACUCACAUUCAUUCAUCCCUUUCAUCUCUUGAUCUUCAUUCACCUCUUUCCCAAUCUUUCAAACCAAUCAACAAUGCCUCCAACAAAGGCAGAGAAGAAACCCGCGGAGAAGAAGCCCGCAGAGAAAGCUCCAGCCGAGAAGAAACCAAAAGCGGAGAAGAAGAUCUCAAAGGAAGGAAGCAGCGACAAGAAGAAGAAGAGAACGAAGAAAAGCGUUGAAACCUACAAGAUAUACAUCUUCAAGGUUCUGAAACAGGUUCAUCCUGAUAUCGGUGUUUCAAGCAAGGCUAUGGGAAUCAUGAACAGUUUCAUUAACGAUAUCUUUGAGAAACUCGCUCAGGAAUCGUCUCGUUUGGCUAGGUAUAACAAGAAGCCGACGAUUACUUCUAGGGAGAUUCAAACUGCUGUUAGAUUGGUUCUUCCUGGAGAAUUGGCUAAACAUGCUGUUUCUGAAGGGACUAAGGCUGUUACCAAAUUCACCAGCUCUUGAUUUCAUUAUUUUCUGUUUAUUCCCUUUUUCGUUGAUUUAGUGUUUAGUUUAUAAUAAAUUGAUGUUUAAAUUUUUUUUUAAAUGAAGAAUGUAGAUUUAUAAUGGUGGAUUUGAAUUUUAAUGUUCCUUUCUUUAUUUGUGGUUUUCGUGAAUAAGAUUAUUAUGACUCUUUUUAAAA